This is a messenger RNA of Aureobasidium uvarum, 306 nucleotides long. The record is from the annotation of a GenBank genome assembly. NCBI's taxonomy places the organism in Eukaryota, Fungi, Ascomycota, Dothideomycetes, Dothideales, Saccotheciaceae.
AUGAAGUCCUUCGGUGUCAUUGCCCUCGCCGCCUCGGCCUCUGCUGCCUACAUCAACGGCACUGCUCCUGCCAACGGAACUGUCUACUACACCACUGAGGUCGUCACUGCGUACUCGGCCACCACCAUCACCGUCACCAACUGCCCUUGCACUCUUACUAAGCCUGUUGCUUCCAUGGCCACUGGUGGUGCUUCCAACGGCACUGCCACCGCUACCAAGCCCGCCAUCUACACCGGUGCCGCCAACAACAUGGUCGCUGCCGGCUACGGUUUCGCCGCCCUCGGUGCCGCUGUCGUUCUCCUGUAA